GUCUGGACCGAAAGGUUGCUGAUUAGAUAGGUAGACUAGCUCACAGUAGAGAUGGACCCCAUAACUUUUUUUUCAUCCCGUCCACCCUUUUGGCCGUCCCGUCCCCGACUCUCUCUUCCUUUUUCUCCCCUCUCCUCUUGUUUUCUCCCCGAACUUCCUUUUUUUUUUCCUCCCAUCACCAAUUUCUUUUCUGAAAGAGGUGUCGAGUGUGAGUUGAACCUCAGGUCUUUCACACCACCCUCUUCUCGCUUCUUCCUUCCUCUUCCGUUCUUGAUAUCAUCAAGAACAUCACCACCACGCCCAACAUGACGGUCACCACCCGCAGCCACAAGGCCGUGGCCCCCGAGGUCGUCGACGCCACGACCUCCGGCGCCGACGUCUCUUCUUCUGCUUCCACCUCCCAGAAGCAGCAGGCUUCCACCGACGCCAUCGAAUACCCCGACAUCAAGACCAUUCGCGACGCCAUCCCCGACCACUGCUUCCGCCCGCGCGUCUGGAUCUCCAUGUCCUACUUCUUCCGGGACUUCGCCAUGGCCUUUGGGCUCGGCUACCUCGCCUGGCAGUACAUCCCCUUGAUCGCCUCCACUCCUCUCCGCUACGGCGCCUGGGCUCUGUACGGCUACCUCCAGGGCCUGGUCUGCACAGGCAUCUGGAUCCUGGCGCACGAGUGCGGCCACGGUGCUUUCUCGAGACACACGUGGUUCAACAACGUUAUCGGCUGGAUUGGUCACUCCUUCCUUUUGGUUCCCUUCUUCAGCUGGAAGUUCAGCCAUCAUCGCCAUCAUCGUUUCACCGGCCACAUGGAGAAGGACAUGGCGUUUGUCCCCGCCACCGCGGCUGAUCGCAACCAGAGGAAGCUGGCCAACUUGUACAUGGAUAAGGAGACCGCCGAGAUGUUUGAGGAUGUGCCCAUUGUCCAGCUCGUCAAGCUCCUCGCCCAUCAGUUGGCCGGUUGGCAGAUGUACUUGCUCUUCAACGUGUCGGCCGGCAAGGGCAGCAAGCAGUGGGAGACUGGCAAGGGCGGCAUGGGCUGGUUGAGGGUUAGCCACUUUGAGCCUUCCUCUGCUGUGUUCCGCAAUUCCGAGGCCAUCUAUAUUGCCCUUUCUGAUCUCGGUCUCAUGAUCAUGGGCUAUGUCCUCUACCAGGCCGCGCAGGUUGUUGGCUGGCAGAUGGUUGGCCUGCUGUACUUCCAGCAGUACUUCUGGGUUCAUCACUGGUUGGUCGCCAUCACCUACCUCCACCACACUCACGAGGAAGUCCACCACUUCGAGGCCGACUCCUGGACCUUCGUCAAGGGCGCUCUCGCCACCGUCGACCGCGAUUUCGGCUUCAUUGGCAAGCACCUUUUCCACAACAUCAUCGACCACCACGUCGUUCACCACUUGUUCCCUCGCAUCCCCUUCUACUACGCCGAAGAAGCCACCAACUCGAUCCGCCCCAUGCUCGGCCCCCUCUACCACCGCGACGACCGCUCCUUCAUGGGCCAGCUGUGGUACAACUUCACCCACUGCAAGUGGGUCGUUCCGGACCCCAAGGUUCCCGGCGCGCUUGUUUGGGCGCACACCGUUCAGACCACCCAGUAAGCGUGUGGCUUUGCUGCUGCUGCUGCUGCUGCUUCUUCGGGAUGCAUAGAGUAGAGCUGCUGUGGUUAGUGCUACUCCGGUAGUUCUACUACCAGACAUUGCAUACGAUGUUGAAAAGAGAAAGAAAGGGAGAAAGAAAGGGGACGGGGGGCUUCAACAGGUCCGAGAGGGAAAAAAAAAAGCAAAAGGGAAUCUCAACUCUUGAUGAUUGAUGGAUCUGUAAUACGUUCUGGUUCGGUUAAAGGCGUAACGGUCACACAAGUCUGGAUAUCUGGGAUUUUCAACAAUGAUGGACGAGAGCACGAU
Molecule: messenger RNA, 1889 nt
Organism: Neurospora tetraspora
Lineage: Eukaryota; Fungi; Ascomycota; Sordariomycetes; Sordariales; Sordariaceae
Product: fatty acid desaturase-domain-containing protein
Exons: 3
Coding region: 306-1583 (425 amino acids)
Biological process (GO): unsaturated fatty acid biosynthetic process
Molecular function (GO): oxidoreductase activity, acting on paired donors, with oxidation of a pair of donors resulting in the reduction of molecular oxygen to two molecules of water
Source: RefSeq, a predicted model, not a curated record